AUGUCAGAGAAAAAAAUGUCCACGCGAGAUGCACGCGAGCUAGAGAUUGCUCGGGCAGCUACUCGCUUAGUGAGGACAAGGGGGGACGAUGUGAAGCACGCUACUGUCUCUUCGACAUAG
Molecule: messenger RNA, 120 nt
Organism: Pyricularia pennisetigena
Lineage: Eukaryota; Fungi; Ascomycota; Sordariomycetes; Magnaporthales; Pyriculariaceae
Exons: 1
Coding region: 1-120 (39 amino acids)
Source: RefSeq, a predicted model, not a curated record